Messenger RNA from Canis lupus familiaris (dog), 687 nucleotides. RefSeq names its product glutathione S-transferase A2. Gene Ontology annotation, molecular function: glutathione transferase activity. Gene Ontology annotation, biological process: glutathione metabolic process; xenobiotic metabolic process. NCBI's taxonomy places the organism in Eukaryota, Metazoa, Chordata, Mammalia, Carnivora, Canidae. The record is from RefSeq and is marked provisional. Gene Ontology annotation, cellular component: cytosol; extracellular exosome.
AUGGCGGGGAAGCCCAAGCUUCACUACUUCAAUGGACGAGGCAGAAUGGAGUCCAUCCGGUGGCUCCUGGCUUCAGCUGGAGUAGAGUUUGAAGAGAAAUUUAUAAAUACUCCAGAAGACUUGGAUAAAUUAAAAAAUGAUGGAAGUCUGAUGUUCCAGCAAGUGCCAAUGGUGGAAAUUGAUGGAAUGAAGCUGGUACAGACCAGAGCCAUUCUCAACUACAUUGCCACCAAAUACAACCUCUAUGGGAAAGACAUAAAGGAGAGAGCUCUGAUAGAUAUGUACACAGAAGGUAUAGUAGAUUUGAAUGAAAUGAUCAUGGUUUUGCCUCUAUGCCCACCUGAUCAAAAAGAUGCCAAGAUUACUCUGAUCAGAGAGAGAACAACAGAUCGUUAUCUCCCCGUGUUUGAAAAAGUGUUAAAGAGCCAUGGACAAGACUACCUUGUUGGCAACAAGCUGAGCAGGGCUGACAUUCACCUGGUUGAACUUCUCUACUAUGUGGAAGAGCUUGACUCCAGCCUUCUGGCCAACUUCCCUCUGCUGAAGGCCCUGAAAACCAGAGUCAGCAAUCUCCCCACCGUGAAGAAGUUUCUGCAGCCUGGCAGCCCAAGGAAGCCUCCCUUGGAUGAGAAAAGUUUAGAGCAAGCGAAGAAGAUUUUCAGGAUUAACUGAACAGGAAUGGAUGCC